This is a messenger RNA of Coccidioides posadasii C735 delta SOWgp, 1251 nucleotides long. It is a transcript of the gene TIF45, whose product is annotated as eukaryotic translation initiation factor 4E. The record is from RefSeq and is a predicted model, not a curated record. Gene Ontology annotation, molecular function: translation initiation factor activity; RNA 7-methylguanosine cap binding. Gene Ontology annotation, biological process: translational initiation. Lineage: Eukaryota; Fungi; Ascomycota; Eurotiomycetes; Onygenales; Onygenaceae. Gene Ontology annotation, cellular component: cytoplasm; eukaryotic translation initiation factor 4F complex.
CGAGCUGUUCAAGACUCAAAGAAAACGCGAAAAUUCUCAUUAUUAGCCGACCUCCUGCCUGGAGCAGAGAUCCCCCCAAUAUUCCGCCUAACUUUCUCGUAAUCCUCUUUCCCUAGUGAAUACGAACCUGCGAAGUGGCAAGGAUCUCUCGCCUCGAGCCUUCCUACGCUUCCUCUCCACUAUUAAUACAGCAUUGUCGCUAUCAACCCUGAUUCACUCUCCGAGACUUGCUUAACGUAUUCUAGGAGUUUCUACUCCAUCCGCGCAUCGAUAUACCUAGUUUUUCUCCAUAUUACCGACCCAAAGGAACACACACAGACUGAGAGGAUGGCUGCCGCAGUCGCAGGAAAUGUUGUUGCUCCUGUAGCAGAUGAGAACAUCCCUCCAAAUGGAGUGGAAUCUGAGAUUAAGAAGGAUGAAGAGAUCACAGUUUUCCACGACCCAAAUAAUUUCAAUGUGAAGCAUCCCCUUAUGAAUGAGUGGACACUCUGGUUCACCAAACCACCAAGUGGCAAGGGUGAUAACUGGAACGAUCUUUUGAAGGAGGUUGUAACAUUUAACUCUGUCGAGGAAUUCUGGGGAGUCUAUAACAACAUAACACCAACCUCCGAACUUGGUCUAAAAGCCGAUUACCACCUUUUCAAGAAGGGCGUCCGACCAGAAUGGGAGGACCAGCAGAACAAGCAUGGCGGCAAAUGGUCUUUUCAGUUCAAAGAUAAGCGCAGUGUCCCUAUCGAUGAACUUUGGCUCCACUCUCAACUUGCCGCUAUUGGCGAGACGCUUGAGAACGAUGGCGACAACGAAGUUAUGGGUGUUGUGGUGAAUGUGCGCAAAGGCUUCUACCGUAUUGGUCUUUGGACAAGAACUGUUGGCAAGUUAAUUCCGGGUUCUGAUGGUCGUUCCGCUGAGAAGAGUCAAGAAAUUUUGAAGGCAAUUGGACGACGAUUCAAGGAGGUAUUGAGAUUGAAAGACACAGAUCAGUUGGAAUUUUCUGGCCAUACCGAUAGCGCCCAAUCGGGAAGUACGAGAGCCAAAGCGAAGUUUGUGGUUUGAAAGGAGAUUAAUAUCAAGUUUAAAGAUUCCAAGGGGAGAACUGGAAAGAAAGGGUUGAUUUCUGGGCGCUUCAUUAUGCUUUUUCUGUUCAUUGACCACCGUUAUGACAUACGGGACACAGAGUUUACCCAGGGAUGAGUUAUGUUAUCUAACGAUGCGAAAUAUUGGGGUCUCGCAGAUAUGCCGACUCCGCUCAUA